Branchiostoma floridae (Florida lancelet) is the source of this 3827-nucleotide messenger RNA. RefSeq names its product vacuolar protein sorting-associated protein 18 homolog. Gene Ontology annotation, biological process: organelle fusion; intracellular protein transport; endosome organization. The record is from RefSeq and is a predicted model, not a curated record. NCBI's taxonomy places the organism in Eukaryota, Metazoa, Chordata, Leptocardii, Amphioxiformes, Branchiostomatidae. The transcript is spliced from 12 exons. Gene Ontology annotation, cellular component: HOPS complex; endosome. Gene Ontology annotation, molecular function: protein binding; protein-macromolecule adaptor activity.
UCCAUUUUUGUGUGUUUGACGUGUAAAAGGUUGCUACCAUAAACCAUCUGGAGAGAGGAUUGUUCAUAUAUAGCUUAAUACCACACAAGGACUUACAACAACAUGGCCAACUUAAUGGACCAGUACGAGUCGCACCAGUACCGUGGGAGCGGCCGCACGCAGCGCCAGUCCAAGGACUCCAUCCCGGAGCCGAUCUCCACGGGAUUCAUCAGCGCCCGGCUCGAGGACGAGGUCCCGAUCUUCAACAAGCAGAAGAUCCAGUUCAAGCCUCGUGACCCCAUCACACACCUAAAGGUGAGUAACAACAUGCUGGUGCUGGCCAUGUCCAGUAAUCUUCUCCUGCGGAUCGACCUUGAGAACAAGGAGAACACGGACGAGGUGGAGAUCAGCCACUCGCUGGACAACCGUCCGACCCGCCUGCACCUGGACCCGCUCGGGCGCCACCUCCUCAUCUCCAUGUCCAACCAGGAGACUCUGUAUCUCUCGCGGAACUCCAAGAAGCCGAAACCUCUCGUCAAGCUUAAGGGGUACGUGAUCGAGAGCGUGGGGUGGAACAACUACAACACCAGCGAUAUGUCGACGGGUCCGAUACUGUUCGGUACAUCCCGCGGUUUGAUAUUUGAGGGAGAGAUUGUGUCGGAGGACGAGAGCAAGUUCUUCGCGGGAGCGGCGGAUAAGUACUUCAAGCAGGUGUUCAGUCUGGGAAAGGAGAACCCGUCUCCGGUCAACAGCCUCCACUUCGACCGCAUGCCGCACAACUCGCAGUCGGAGCAGAAGUACUUUAUCAUGGCGACCACGCCCGGGCGCCUCUACCAGUUCAUCGGGACCAUUCCCGUCACCAGCGACCCGCCGAUUUUCCAGCCCAUCUUUGCGAAUUACGAGGACAGUCCCGCAAGGUUUUUAGAGCUGCCUGGUAAUUUUGGGUACAGUAAUCUCCAGUAUUACCAUCCCAAGGGCAUCAAGUCUGCGCCCGAGCAGUUUGCAUGGAUGACCGGCCCGGGAGUUUACUUCGGCAGCUUCGACCUCAGCCCGCAACAGAACCAAGACGUCACCUCGGAGAGCAAGCUCAUCGCAUAUCCCUCAGACAAUAACACCUCCCAGAAUCCUCUCUCCAUCGUAUUGACAGAAUUUCACAUCUUGCUGGUGUUCCCGGACUGCGUAAAAGCCAUCUGCCACCUGAACGAACAGCUCAUCUUCGAAGACUUCCACCGGACGGGGACGUUUGGCAAACUCCUUGGGAUGAGCAAGGAUCCGAUCAAAGGGUCGAUCUGGUCGUUCUCAGACCAGGCCGUGUUCAAGUACAAGGUUGUUCGCGAGUCGCGGGAUGUCUGGCAGAUGUACCUGGACCGAGGGGAGUACGAUCUAGCGCUGGCGUACUGCAAGGACAAUCCGGCCAACAGGGACAAAGUGCUGACCAAGCAUGCCGAACACUUCUUCCAGGAGAAGCAGUAUGAUAAGAGCGCCAUGCUGUACGCACAGACUCAGAACUCGUUCGAGGAGGUGGCUCUGAAGUUCAUCCAGAUGGACCAGCAGAAAGCCCUACAGACGUUUCUGUGGAAGAAACUAAACGGGCUGAAGCCAGCGGAUAAGACCCAGACGACCAUGCUGGUGACCUGGCUGAUCGAGCUGUACCUGAACAGACUGGGCGCGCUGAAGGAACAGGGGCUGCAGAACGACGGCAAAUACUACACACUGAGGGACGAGUUCAGGAAGUUUCUGGCUCACCAAAGAGUGAAGGACUGUUUGAGCUUCAACAAGAACACGGCGUACGACCUGAUCGCCAGCCACGGGAACAUCGAGGACCUGGUGUUCUUCGCCAUGCUGAUGCACGACUACGAGCGCGUGAUCAGCCACCACAUCCAGCACGAUGACUACAGGGCCGCACUGGACGUGCUCACCAACAAACAGGGCGACACAGAACUGUACUACAAGUUCUCCCCAGUCCUGAUGCAGUACAUCCCCAAGCAGACCGUGGACUCCUGGAUUGCCAAGGGGAGGAAGCUAGACCCACAACGUCUCAUCCCCGCUCUCGUCAACUACGAUCACUCCCACGAUUCAAAGUAAGUGAUUGAAGCGAUCCGGUACCUGGAGUUCUGUGUUCAUGACCUGAGCGUACAGGACACAGCCAUCCACAACUACCUACUGUCUCUGUACGCCAAACUACAGCCUGAACAACUCAUCAAAUAUCUCAGGAUACAGGGCCAGAAUCCCGAUAGCGUGCCGUAUGACCUGAAGUACGCCCUGCGCCUCUGUGCGGAGCACAGCCACAAGGAGGCGUGUGUGCACAUCUACCGCACCAUGGGGCUGUUUGAGGAGGCUGUGGAACUGGCACUGCAGGUUGAUGUGAACCUGGCCAAGGUGAACGCUGACCUGCCUGAGGAUGAUGAGGAGCUGAGGAAGAAGCUGUGGCUGCGCAUCGCCCGGCAUGUGGUGGAGGAGGAGAAGGAUAUCAAGAAAGCCAUGGAGUUCCUGCACGAGUGUGACCUGCUGAAGAUCGAGGAUGUGCUGCCGUUCUUCCCGGACUUCGUCACCAUCGACCACUUCAAGGAUGCCAUCUGUAUGUCCCUACAGGAGUAUAACCAGCACAUAGAGGCACUCAAGGAAGAGAUGCAGGACGCCACGGAGAGCGCCAAGUCGAUCCGCUCGGACAUCCAGGAGAUGAGGAACAAGUACAGCGUGGUGAAGGCGCAGGGGAAGUGCUCGUCCUGUCGCUACCCCCUCCUCACGCGGGGGUUCUACCUGUUCCCCUGCCAACACGUGUUCCAUUCCGACUGCCUGGUCACCGAGGUCACGCCCAACAUGGCCUCCGCCAGGAGAAACAAAGUGGACAACCUGCUGAGAGAUAUCAACUCAGCACCCGCCACUCCACAGGCAGCAGCUGCCACAGAUGCAUCCGCAGCCACGACGGCGAUGUCAAAGGGCGAGCAGCAGAAAAGCGAGCUGGACGACAUGAUAGCGUCAGAGUGCCCGUACUGCGGGGAGAUGAUGAUCAUGUCUAUCGACAAACCCUUUAUCGAACCUAAAGAGUUUGAUGAAGUUGUACAGAGCUGGCAGUAGGGAUAAGUUAGCUUACUAGUAUACCGUGGCAUGAUAUUAGAUUUAAUUCAUAUUUACGUUUUCAUAGCAAUAUAUACAUUCAUACCUGUAAAAUUCUGAUACAGUUGCUUCUUUACAAGGAAAUCAAUACCAAUGACUAGCACAGGGUUGUCUCCAACUUUUAUUCUGAUGUUGUUAAUUUUUGUUCUUUAAUCUAUCUUGAAUUCUUGUCCAUCCCAACAAGCAAAUUUCUAUCCUGGGACAGAGGGACAGGUCCUGGAGGCAGUCCUGGUCUAGCAUUUUAGCAGUCAGGAAUGAAAAUCUAAUUGUAAGAAAACAAUGAUAAUUUUCUUUAGAACUGGUAAGUAGAUUUAAGUCAAUUGUCUCCACGGCAUUCCUGGAAAAAGCGUAUUAAGAAAAUGUGACAUUUUAUGUAUGGUAAAUUGUUUAUAUUAUCAAUUAUGGCAGAAGGCUGAAAGCUGGGUUAGCUAACUAGUUUGGUACAACUUUGAUGCACAUUAUGCUGUGAAAAUGUGUGCAAAAAGCUUUAUUAGCAUUAAUUCUGUGGAAUUUGUAUACAAUUCAUGUAUGUAUAUAUACAAAUUGGAUAUACUUGCACUAUGAUAUUGACUUAGUCAGUUCGGAGACCUGAGUUUGUUUGUAAUGUGCAACAUUUGAUUGAAGCUAUCAAUGACGGAACACAUUUAAUUAAGAAGACUAUGUAUCUAUGUAUGUAGUUCAAUUCUGACCAAGAGAACUGAUCAAGCCCGUUCUAUGUGGACAGGUGGUCA